AGAAAACGUCAGAACCUCUUGUUCAGAAUAAGAAAACUAAAACAGGAGAAUAAGGAUAAAAUCCACCAGUGCUUCACACGGGAUGGAAAAAUUCUAGUGAGGAAAACAAAUUGUAUUAUGCCGGGUAGCAGCCGUUAGCAUGACGUCACGGCCUGCUGCCACACUCCACAGUGACUCCUCGGUGCUCAUCUGGCUGCCAUGCCUUGAUUGUCGGCUCGGGUCAUCCAGCUCAUGCAGAAUAAAGAUAAGAUCUGCAGUGAACUUGUGAAGACUGGAGACGUCACCUGGACCUCUCUGACUACACUGUUCUCCCUUCCACAUGUAGCCAACCACCCAGUCAGCUACACACCAUUCAAGCUACCUUCUCCCGGUUAUAAUUACACUAGUAUUAGUGGUGGUUCUUGACUGGCUACUUAACUGCUUCAAUAUUAUUGUGGUGGUUAGAGGAUCACAAUCGACCUCUGGUUAACCAAAUCUUUACUGGUGUUGGGGACACUACUGCUUCUACACUCAUAACCAGCUGUGACCCCCCCCCCCCAUCAUCAACAACGGCUCGGAGUUCCCAACCACAAUUCAGAGCUAUGUGCCCUGAACAUUGGCACCACACCAUUCUAUGCUACAUUUUGUACAUAUUAGCUUUGAGUCACUAAUUAUUUAUAUAUUUAAUUUUUGCUUAAAGUUAUUUAUUUCAUUUUUGCUUCAAUUAGGAUUAAUUUCAUGUUUGAGUGUUUUAUAUUCUUUACUCGUUUUCUUGAUUAAUAAUAUUGUUUAUCUUAUGCUAUUAUUUAAUUUUGUAUCUUUUUAUUUCCAUAAGGAGGAGCCAGCCUUAUCAAAUACUCAGAGGUUCUGAUAGGGCUGAGAGAACCUUCACUUACUAGUGAAGUGGCGACCUUGCCAGGAUCAUCCACAAAUUCAGACACAGUUGGAACGCCAACAUCAACGUCGAAGCCUUAUUACACACAGACUUAGCAGACGGUUACAACCACCCAAUAAGUAAUCAUUUUCUAUGGUAGGACUACAGUACAGGUAUUUAAAAGAUGUGGUGAUUGUUAUAGUCUCAAUUUUGUAUAAGUCAAAUCAGGGCAGGAUAUAACUAGUAAUUACUGCCACCGUUUGUUUUGGAGCUUGAAGCAAUUUCGAGGGAUAGACUCUAGGGACCUAAGAUUUUCCAAGGACAAGUUACUUCACUGAGCUCUACUUAUUAUAUCAAGGAAAUUGUUUUAGGACACUCUAGAUUUAUUGGUGAGAAGAUUGGAUGGUCAAUGGACCCCUUUCUACUUACUAGUUUGAUCAGAGCCGGAAUAGAACCCUCCAUUUUCUUUAAUAUCUGUUUCAAUUUUGCUAGUAGUUAAGUUUGCAAGCAUGGAGGAAUAUCAGUUUUGGUUGAACACCAUCUCUUUAAGGGGGGCUCCUUAUCGUGGUAAAGAGGAUAUCAGUCUGAGGAAUUGGACCUCUUGGUCUUCUUCCUCUGACCGAACCUAAUUACCCCCCAAUCCCCCCUUCCCUAUCCCUUCCACCCCAUUCCCCCCUUUUUUCCCUUCCCUCUCCCAACCCUCCCCUUUUCCCCAUCCCAUUUGUAGCCUCUAGGAUUCUUCCCUCUGGCAUUGUGGUUUCUAGGUGGGGGUGGCAUGCUGGGGUUCUUCUCCCUCAAUGAGGUCCCUCGGGGGUGGUGUGGUUUGCCAUGAAAUCUGAAUUGUCUGAGGAUGCCCUACUCCCUACCCAGUUUCCAGGUUGUGGGUGGGGUGCCCUUUGGAUGAUGGGUGUAUCUCCGAUAGCUGCCUGCCGGUUCUAGGGGGUGACAGCCGAAGGAGGUAUGCUUUGUGGCGGGCUUCCGACCAUCCUUUCUUUUGUCCGCUGAGGUAGCUUGGUGAGGCUUGUGAGGCUGCUAUCCCAGAGCGCAGGUUUACUGGCAUGAAGGGUAGGGUAUGGCACGGGUUCCAUGCUGCAUUUUCACUGCCAAUAGGCUCGAGGUCCUCUCAGAUGAGGGGAGGAGCUUUUGGCCCCUCCAUACCUCCUAGCAACUGUCCCUCUGCUGUACCUCUUUUUUAUUCUUUCCUUCUUUCUUUUUUUCUUAAAAUAACAAGAAAGGAGAUAUCACAGACAUUGCACCUAUUAUUAUGGAAUCUUCACCUGGUGUAACCCUCUGUCCUCCCAGACCCCAUUCUGAUCCCACACCCUGUUCUGACCCGGCUUCAUUAUUGGACCAUUCUCUCGACUCUUCUCAUACCCCUGUACCUUCUGCCGGUGACGCUUCAUCAUCUGCUUCAGGUGCUUCAGGUCAUACCACUGUUUCUAGCACGACUUUCACAAUGCGUCCGGCUUCCCCAAAUGCAGUGCGACAGUUCUCGGAUCACCCACCUCCCUCGGGUCAGACCACCCACGGUUCUACUCCUAAGCAUCCACGACAACCUACUGACGACAAUUCAUCAAUGACCGCUCAAAAAUGACCUACAUGACACUCACUACCUUUGAAUACUGGACUAAUGAGUACACAAUGGACAAAAUUCUUUUCUUUACAAACAAUAUCUCAAACUGAUUAUCUUUCUGACCACAGAAUUGGUAAAGCUCUUUUACAGCAUGUUGGUCAAAAUAUAUCUUUCCAUGCUCUUCGAAGCAGAGCACGUGUCAUAACAAUGCAGAAUUUAGAGCAAGCCCAUGCCCUCUCCUGCAUCACUUCCAUAGAUAACAUACCAGUCACUGCUUGUAAGCAUGUUACUCUUAAUUCUUGCAGUGGUACUGUGGUCUUGCCAUGUACCGUUGUACAGAGUGAUUUUUUUGUCUUGUGGCGAGGAUAUUUUAGAACAAUUAGCCCUUCAAAACCUCCCUAUCCUCAAGAUAGAUACGUACAUCCUGCCUGCUAAUGGGUGGAGGUGCUUUCCUAGUAACAUCACUCGUUUAACCUUUGACUGCUGUGAGCUUCCGUCCUCUGUAUUGCUGGCCAUCGUCUUGAGGUCCAUCAAGUUGUUCCCACUCCCCAACAGUGUCGUAAUUGCUGGCAUUUUGGACACCCUGCUAAACACUGCAGAUCUGCAGCAGGAUGCCCGGUCAGUGGUGCAGCAGAUCAUUCCAAUAUGUCGUGUAGUCUUCCCCCAUCUUGUCUUAAUUGCAGGAGCCUCAUCUUUCCUUUUCAUGCCGUUGCCAGGUUUAUCAUAAUGAACGAGAGAUCCUUUAUCGUAAGGAGUGUGAGGGCCUCACUUACACUAUGGCUGUCUCUCAGCUCCGCCUUCAAGGUAAACUCCCUCAUGUCCUGUAUGCUCAGGUAGCCCGAAGACCUCCAACAUCGACGAUCCUCCCACUUCUCAGUCUCUCUGCAUCUGUGUCUUCCGGGGUUGCCCCAGUUUCUAAUUCUUGACUCUCCUAUCUCCACACCACUUCCUCCUUCUACUUCUUCAUCUCACUUGCUUCCUUCUCAAUCUAUGCAAUCUAUGAAACCUUGCAGACCUUCGCUUUCUUUUCAUCCAUCACCUGCACAAAAUAUAUCUCCUACCUCAGAGCCUCAUUCUCACCCUCUUUCCAGCUCUCACAUGAAGGUAGAGGUUCACCCUCCUUCUCAUGAAGUCUCCUCUUCUUCUGUUCCCCCCUGUCUUCCUUCAUAGUUACCCUCCAGCCUCCUUCCUCUCCUGUUACACUGCAGGCCUCUUCUACUCCAGCCGAUGCAUCUCUCCAGGUUCGUACUCCCUGCCCCCUUCAGACCUCUUUGGUUACCUCUGUAGUUCCUCCAACCUUUCCUUGCAAUGCCUCUCCUGUCUCUGACAUCAUGGUAUCAUCGGCUUCCUUAACGACUGAGACAUUAGAUGCUAUUUCCAGCUAUAUUGCAGAGACAACACCUCUGAUGGACACCAGGACUCCCUCCACUCCUUCUAUUCACGACCCUCGCAACAAUCUAUUCCUCCGUAACAUUCACAUUCUUCCUUGCUUACAUGCUUACCGUUACCCCUACACGUUGACUUUACAGAUCCUAAUAGCCCAUAGGUUUUAUCAUUUUUUAUUGUUGCCAGUUUUAUUUCUGUACAUAAUGUCUUUUUUACAAUGGAAUAUUCGUGGCCUUAGGGGCAAUCAGGGAGAACUCCAGGUGUUGCUCUUCUAGUUGUCCCCAGUAUGUAUUGGGUUGCAAGAGCCCAAAAUUCGUUCUGCUGUCAUUCACCCCAUUUCAGGCUACAUGCUAUUAUAUUCUUCAGAUCCUUUAGCUGACAAAUCUUUUAAUGAAAGCAUGCUUCUUUUGUGCAUUAAUAUACCGUAUCAACAAGUUUUUAUUCGUUCCCUGUUGCAUUAUACUGCAGCUCGGAUUUAUUUACACAGAUGGCUUACAGUUUCCUCUCUGUAUCUCUCUCCCUCCUGUGCAUUCUGUAUCUCUGGUAUUGCAUUUUUAAUUUCUUCUCUUUUCCACCCAUCUUGCUGUUGGGUAACUUUAACGCUCACCAUCACCUGUGGGGAGGGUCCCACUGCAACUCACGUGGUGAUCACUUGGAGACUCUUCUCACUUCUUACCCUCUUCAUGUUUUAAAUACAGGUGCUCCUACCCAUUUUGACUCUCACACUCAGUCUCUCUCCUGCACUGAUCUUUCCAUCUGUUACUCACCCAUUGCACUUGAUUUCAUGUGGUCUGUUCUUCCAGAUUUACAUGAUAGUGAUCACUUUCCUAUCCUUCUUACUUCUGCUACAUAUACCCAACCGUUUCGUAACCUUCGUUGGCAAUUUGCUCGAGCAGACUGGGAAUUAUACUCCCGUCUUACCACCUGUUGCAAGGACCCCCUUUCGUCGUCUAUUGAUGAACUGGAGCACCAAUUUUCGACCUUAUUCUUGACUGCGGCAACUAGUUCCAACCCCCAAACCUCAGGUAGGCAUUCUCAGACAUGCGUACCUUGGUGGGCUCCUACGUGCGCCUGCACAGUGUGUUUAAAACAUGCUGCAUAUGACCGUUAUCGACAUAACUGUACCGCAGAGCGUCUGUUGGAUUUUAAACAGGCAAGGGCAGCUGCUUGCCACAUCAUACAUGAAGCUAAUGCGCUUGUUGGCAAGACUGCGUGUCUUCCAGUACCUUGUCUUCCCCUAUGUGCGCGAUUUGGGAAAAGGUGCAGAAAUUGUAUGGUAGGUACACUCCAGACCCAGCUCCCAUUUUGUGGGUUGCCACAGAAAUUGGGAACUAUCUUGUCUGUAUCUCCCGAGGGCUUCACCUCUGUCCCUCAUUUCUUACACCUAAACCUACCAGAGAGCAAUUUCCCUUAGAUUUCUUCUCCAAUGGAUUGGAGCCAUAUAAUGUACCUUUUACUCUUCUAGAGUUGGAGUCCAUGCUUUCCAUGUGCCGGCCAUCGGCACUGGGACCUGACGAUAUCCACAUCAGUAUGUUACACCAUCUCCAUUCUACGGCUCUUCCUGUUCUUUUAAGUCUUUUAAAUCUAAUUUGGGAGCAAGGGGUUCUCCCACAACACUGGAAAUCAGCUAUUGUACUACCGUUCCGCAAACCUGGCACCUCAGGGCUUGACACCUUUCACUAUCGUCCCAUUACCCUGACCAGUGUGGUCUGCAAGGUGAUGAAAUGAUUGGUGAAUAGACGUCUGAUGUGGUUCUUAGAGACACACAAUAGCCUUUCCCCUUACCAAUAUGGCUUUCACAAAGGCCUCUCUACUUUAAACCACCUGCUCCACUUCGAUACAUAUAUUCGAAAUGCUUUAUUAACAACCACUCUGUCCUAGUGAUCUUUUUCGAUCUAGAGAAGGCAUAUGACACCACUUGGAGGUAUAACAUUCUAGCCCAAGCCCACUCCUUAGGCCUCCGCAGUAAUCUACCAAACUUCAUCGCUGCUUUCUUGUCCAAUAGACAUUUUCAGGUCCGUACCGGAGCCUUGCUUUCCUCAGACUUUGUACAAGCCGAAGAAGUCCCUCAAGAAUGUGCCCUCAGUGAUACUCUUUUUCUCUUAGCUAUAAAUAACCUACCUUUCAUUCUUCCUUCGCAUAUUUUGUCAUCACUUUAUGUUGAUGACUUUGCCAUAACUUACUCGGGCGCUGACUGUCGACUGGUAGCAACCUCCCUUCAGGUAGUGAUAGACCGAGUCUCCCAUUGAACCACUUCUCAUGGCUUUAAAUUUUCCAGUACAAAAAGCCGAUUCAUUACCUUCACUAGACGCCCGCUGAUACCGGACACUCCCUUGUACUUACACGGUUCAUGUAUUCUGACAUGUGGUACGGUCAGGUUUCUGGGCCUGCUCUUUGACCGCCAGCUGACGUGGAAACCUCACAUUUCUUCGUUAAAGACAACUUGCCAUAGUCGGCUAAACCUUCUUAAGGUUCUUGCACAUCGUUCAUGGGGAGCAGAUCGCCGCACUCUCCUUCAUUUGCAUUCCACCCUAGUCUUGUCCAAACUAGAUCAUGGUGACUAGAUCUAUUCUGCUGCUUCUCCUGCAACUCUAUCUAAGUUAUAUCCUAUUCAUCACCAAGGUCUCUGCCUGUGCCUUGGUGCCUUUCGUUCAUCCCCUGUUGAGAGCCUCUAUACAGAGGCGAAUUUUUCAUCCUUGUCUGAUCGCUCAUUGCCUUCACUAUUAUGUUCAAUCCCAUGACCUCUACAAUCCUUCUGUAUGUAGGACAGUCACUGAUGUUAGUAAACGUUCUUUAUUUGUUUGUCGCCCCUGUUUACUCCAUCCCUUUUCUCUCCACCUACAUUCGCUCUUGUCUUCUCUUCAGUUACCACCUCUCACUUUUCCCCGCCCCUGUGGGAAGUUCCGGCUGUUCGUGUCUGUUCUCUCUUUUUCUUGAACACUUCUGCUCUCAUUCUCAUGCUAUCACAGUGUACACCGAUGGUUCUAAGUCUUCUGAUGGCGUCAGAUUCGCAGCAGUGUUUCCAGUGUUGUGCAAGGGCAAUUAUUACCCUCAACUAGCAUUUUUAUGGCUAAAUUGUAUGCCAUUCUGGUAGCACUUAUCCAUAUUGCAUCUAUGCCUGUGUCACCAUUUGUGGUCAUUUCAGACUCCCUUAGUGCUUUACAGGCUAUAUAAAAAAUUGAUACACCUCACUCCCUAGUUCUUCGUAUCCAACUUUGGUUAUGCCGUGUCUCUAGCAAACAGAGAUAUUGUUUUUUCCUGGGUCCCUGGUCAUGUUGAUGUACAGGACAAGGAACAGGCAGACUGCUGUGCGGUCAGCAGUACAUGACCUCCCAGUUUCAUAUAGAGGUGUUCCAUUCAUGGACUAUUUUGCUGUAAUUGCUACCCAUUUUCACACCCGUUGGCAACAACGUUGGUCUGAUCUGCUCCAUAACAAACUUCAUUCUGUUAAGCCAAGUAUAGGCUUCUGGCCAUCUUCUUGUCAUCGGUGUCGAGGUUGGGAGACUACUCUCUCCUGUCUUCGCAUCGGCCACACUCGUCUUACUCACGGGUAUCUCAUGGAGAGGCGUCCUGUUCCUCUCUGUGAGAAUUGUCAAGUUCCAGUAUCUGUUAGCCACAUUCUGUUAGACUGCCCACUCUAUGAAUGAGCAAGCAGAAUAUACCUUCAACGUCGUCUCUGCUCUGCUGCCCUUUCCUUACCUUCCCUUCUUGGUGACGGACCCUCCUUUAAUCCAGACUCUCUCACUGCCUUUUUGACAGCAACUGAUUUACUACACAAACUCUGAUGAUGAUGUCUCUGGCACUCUUCUUAGCCCUUUCCAUCUUAAUCUCUAGCUACCCUAUACCCCAGCACUAUCCACUGCCUCACAACACUUCGUAACCUAAUAAUCAUCCCUUUCCCUCUUACUACCCGUUACCUCUGCAUCCUUCCCUGCUCUGCUGCACUGUAUGACCCUUGUGGUUUAGUGCCUCUUUCUGAUUAUAAUAAAAAUGUUUGAACACCGGAAGUAAUUUGGGAAGAAUCUUGAAUCUUUUAUUACUGCUAAGAUUCAAGAAAGGAUUAAAUUGAGAGAGGAGAGAACUGAGAGAAGAGAAAAAGGAGAAGGAAUUGAGAGAAAGAAGACAAAAAGGAGUGAGACAGACUUGAUCAUGAAGAGAGAGCUAGAGUAUGCAUAGAAAGGGCACAGAAAGAGCAAAGAUAGGGAACGGGAAGAAAAAGCUAGAGAGCUUGAACUAAAAGAAAGAGAAAGAUCAUGAGGUAGAGAAACCACACCUUGAGUUGGAAAAUAGGAAGUUAGUAUUCAUGCAACAGAAAUUAGAAGAAGGGGUAAUAGAAGCAUUCUGCAGUCCAAAUGUUCCUAUGCCUAAUUUACCUCCCUUCACAUAGGGUGAAGAUAUAACUUCAUACAUUGUUAGGUUCGAAAAUACCUCUACCCUCUGUGAAUGGCCCUUUGAUACCUGGGCUCCCAGGUUAGGCAUGUUAUUUUCUGGUACAGCAUUAAAUAUCUAUGCCACUAUCACAGGAGAUCAUUUGUGAUUAUAACUUAAGAAGGCAAUCCUUAAAGCAUACCAGAAGACCCCGAACUCUUAUAGAAAGGAUUUCAGGUAUGCUGCAUUAAAGCUCGGCCAAAAUAGUUUUAGAGACUGUAAUGACAAGGCACCAUUCUGCUCUGGAACAGUUAAUGGAAUUUAUGUAUCAACAUAUUACAUGACACGAUGUAAGUGCAUCGUAAUUUCUAACAAGCUGUUCCCUGUCCUUAAAACCACUCAUGUCUCUGCUAUCCUUUCAGACAACUUGGGCCAUACAGACACAUUCCCUACCAUCCAUUGUUACAUAAGAUCUCAGUGGUUCACAGGCUGGACUGAUGCCGUACUAGCCCCCAUCACCUCUUGCUCUGUACUGAUAGGUAAUGUAAAAGGUGCCGUUCUUCCUCCCGAGGCUGACCUUUCGUCACCUUCAGGGGGACCUAAGUUCUUCAGCUCCUCUUCCUAAAAGUUCGAGAAACUCCUUGAGAGUUUCGUUCCGGAAAUGGGAAUUUCUCAUGAUAAUAUUCAUUUGAAGGUAUAAACAGAUUAUACUGCCCUCGAAAGUGAGGUAGCAGGAACAUCUGUUCACUUGUUGGAUGAAAGGGAGGAUAUCGCCUCCGAUACUAUAAAUGUCUUGGCUAGGACUCAGACCAAAGUUCAGGCUUCUCCUACUAUUCAUCCUUUGAUUUUCCCAGACUUUAAGCCUCUGGAAAUAUCCAAGGAUGACUUUGUCAAUUUACAAAGUAACUGCCCUUCACUUCAGAAUUGCUAUAAUUCUGCUAUAAAGAAAAGUUAUCUAAAGGAGAAACUUUUCAUAUAAUUUGAGUAUAUUAAGAGUAUCUUGUAGAAAUCUGUGUUUAAAGCUAAUUCCAGUGAGCAAACUAUUCCAUUUUGGUUGUUCUGAGCCAUUGCAGAGAGACUGUUCUUAAAAUGUCCUGCCAGUGGCCGGACAUUUUUCUCAUCGUAAAACCUUGAAUAAAAUUAAGGAAGUAUAUUUUUGGCCUAAAAUGUUCUCUGAUAUUACUACACACUGUAGAUCAUGUCAAUUUGGCAGCUGUCAUCCUCCCGAGGUCCCCGGCGAAUACCUGUGGGCAAAUUCUUUACAGUAUCUUUUGAGAGAGGAGCUAUUGACUUCGUUGGUCGUUUAUCACCACUUUCAUCUGGAGGACAUAGAUAUAUUCUAACAUUAGAAGAUAAUGCUUCGAGUUUCCCUGAACCCUUACCCUUGAAAUCUAUAACUACUGCAGAGGUAGUUGAAGCUCUUCUAUUCAUCUUUUCCAGGAUUGGCAUCCCCAGAGAGAUUUUGUUGGAGUUUCGUACACGGUUCACCUCUGCCCUAAUGCAGCAACUUUGCCAACUUCUGGGAGUAAAACCUCUCUUCACCACACCAUAUUAUCCUAGCUGUAAUGGGAGGAUUGAGCGCCAGCACUCCAUUCUCAAGUUCAUUUUAAAGAACUUUGCUUCCUUAAGCUUAAGGAGUGGCAUCGUUAUCUACCCUGUGCUUUGUUUGUCAUGAGGGAAGUUCCCAGUGACUCUUUAGGUUCUCACCCUUCGAACUUCUCUAUGGUAGACAGGCCAGAGGUCCUUUGUUCAUCCUUCAUGACUUGUAGACUAAUGAGGAGGGAAAUGCUGAGGUUCAGUCUUAUCAGUUUCUCCUUGACCUAAGAUCCAAACUUGAGGAGACCUCUGACAUAGUUGCUAAAAACCUAAACUUACAUGGAUCAAUAUAAAACUUAUUUUGAUACCAAAAGUCAGAAGUUUUAAAGUAGGGGAUGAAGUUCUAGUGUUGUUACCAACAAAAUCAAAUAAAUUAUUGGUAGCUUGGAAAGGUCCUUAUAAAGUUUUGAAGAUUUGUGGGAAGGUUGAUUACCUCAUAGAGGUCAAGGGAAGCCCAAGGUUUAUCAUAUAAACAUUCUUAAGAAAUAUUACAGAAGAAUUUCUGUCAAUUGCCUUAAUAACAUUGAUUUAGUUUUUUCACACAAACAGGAUACGGAAACUGAAGAGUGCAAUGUGUGCGUAACUGACAAAUCUAAUUUUGAAGAUGACAAGGAACUGCGUGAUGUGGUGGCUCUUGAAUCCUCUGUUACUACAGUUGUAAAUAUCAACGAGUCUUUAGAUGAUCAUAAGAAAAAUGAACUACUGAAAUAAAUUGAUAUUGCGCAAGCAUGUCACCAAGUCAUGUUAGAUCCCUCCUCUAAUCCGAUUUUCCUAUCACCAAGGACUGAUGCAGUAUAGAACGAUGCCCUUCUGCCUGGUGACAGCCUGUGCUACCCACCCUUGAUUGUCGGCUCGGGUCAUCCGGCUCCUGUGGGAUAAAGAUGAAGGCAGCAGUGAUCUAGUCAAGAUCGGAGACGUCACCUGGACCUCUCUACUUACACUGUUCUCCCUUCCACAUGUAGCCAACCACCCAGUCAACUACACACCAUUCAAGCAGUCUUCUCCCAGUCGUAAUUACACCAGCGUUCAUGAUGGUUCUUGACUGGCUACUUAACUGCUUUAACAUUAUUGUGGUGGUUAGAGGAUCACAAUCAACCUCUGGUCAACAGACUCUUUACUAGUGUUGGGGGCACUAUCUACUGCUUCUACAGUCACGACCAGCUGUGACCCCCUGCCCCGUCAACAACAGUUCGGCGUUCCAAACAAUAAUUUAGAGCUACGUGUCCAGAACAACGUCACGGCACCAUUCUACACUACAUCUUCUAUAUAUUAGUUUUGAAUCACUAAUUAUUUAUUUCAUUUUUUCUUCAAUUAGGAUUAAUUUCAUGUUUGAAUUUUAUAUUCUUUACUCAUUUUCAUCAUUAAUAAAAAAAUUUAUAUUA
Messenger RNA from Cherax quadricarinatus, 11158 nucleotides. NCBI's taxonomy places the organism in Eukaryota, Metazoa, Arthropoda, Malacostraca, Decapoda, Parastacidae. The record is from RefSeq and is a predicted model, not a curated record.